AUGCCACCCAAAACCGCAUAUAGGGAAUUCGACGACGCGUUCAAAGGCGAGUUACUUGGUGAGAUGGAGGCUUCUACAUCCACCGGCAAUCCAUGCAUGAGAUGCGGGAAGGACACGCACGGCCAUAUCAACGAAUGUACCGAGAAUUUUAAGCAAACUUGGAAGGGGAAUGGUAAGUUCAAAGCGGAAACCAAGAUGGACGUCGAAGAGAGUCUUUGGUGCGAAUCGGCUUUGCAAGGGCCAGUCGCAGGGGACACUGAGUGGGAUACGACAGUUUUCGACUGCCAACUUCUUGAUGGUCGUACCUAUAAAGGAGUUUAUGCGACAGUAAAGGAGAGCAACGUUCUGAGAGACAUCAAGAAGGUACUCGGCAAGGAACACAUCUCUGACAGUAACGACUACAUUCGAGCUUUAAAUGCCUAUGUAGCGCAGUGUGUCCGCAAUUACAACAAGGACUCUGCUGUGUCGAUUACGCAACUCGGCGCGAACAAGGUCGUCGCUACCGCUGGAUAUGUGGGACCACAAGAGCGCGGAGACGAUGAACUAGAAGCUGAACUCGAGCAUUGGUUUAGCCUUUGCCAGAAGGACGAUUGCACGGUCGUACUACUAUCGAAGAAGAACUUCGACAUCUACGCCAAGAUCAAGCGGGUCGGUGACUUCUUGGGUCACCAUACGAUCUGCGCUAUUGAGAACAAGAUCAAGGAUGGUAAGCCGAAUGAAAUCGGUGGAUUUUGUUGGCAGCAUUUCUCCAACAUGGCUCUCAAGGUCAACUUGAAGCUGGGCGGCGACAAUCACUGGCUUAACGACGACGACUUGAACGAGGUACUCGUAGGAGAACUCCGAAAUAACACCAUGAUAUUAGGAUCGGAUGUCACUCAUCCUGGCCAUGGCGCAAAAAUCGGUUAUCCUAGCAUCGCCUGCGUCGUGGGUACGGUCGACGCUAAAUUCAUGAGCUAUCGCGGUUCCAUGAGGCUCCAAGCCGGCGGUCAGGAGCAAAUCGACGAAGCCAACCUUUGCAGUAUGAUCAUGGAACGGCUCGAAACCUGGAAGUCAAACAACAAUGAGAGACUUCCAACAACGAUCUUGUUUUAUCGUGACGGUGUCUCUGAGUCACAGUUCGCCGCCGUAGAAAAACUCGAGAUCCCACAGAUUAAAGAAGCGUACAAGAAGGCUGGAGGGAAACCAGACCAGCUUAGGGUAUGCUUCCUUGUUGUCAGCAAGCGUCAUCACACACGCUUCUACGCUGCCGACAAGGAGGCCUCAUACAAGUCUAAGGGGAAGAUUAACGGCAACGUCAAAGCCGGGCUUCUUGUGGAUGAUAUCGUCACAGCACCCAAACCCACCAACUUCUUCUUGCAAUCCCACUGCGCGAUCAAGGGUACCGCACGUUCAGCUCAUUACUAUGUGCUCCGCAACGAUACCAACAUCAGCGAAGCGAAUCUAAAGCAGUUGACGAUGAUGCUCUGCUACACCUUCGGACGAUCUACUACCGGGGUCUCGUACGCGACGCCCGCAUAUGUAGCCGAUAGACUAUGCGACCGGGGCAGAUCCUACAUACGUCUCUGGGCAGAGAACGAAUACGCAAAACCUGUCUUUACGUACAAGAAGUACUAUGGUGCCGAUGGAACCGAACGAAAGGCCACCGACAAGGAGAUCUUGGACGAGAAGAACGCGAUGGUCAAGAAGUUCUUGCAUUCCCCCGUGUGGGGUGAUAACUACGAAGAUGACCCAAACAUGCCACAGAGGCUAAACCCAUGGCACCCGAACCUUGACGAUGGUAUGUUCUGGAUGUGA
Molecule: messenger RNA, 1794 nt
Organism: Alternaria alternata
Lineage: Eukaryota; Fungi; Ascomycota; Dothideomycetes; Pleosporales; Pleosporaceae
Product: Piwi-domain-containing protein
Exons: 3
Coding region: 1-1794 (597 amino acids)
Molecular function (GO): nucleic acid binding
Source: RefSeq, a predicted model, not a curated record